AUGGCUUUAAUUGGACAACGUGCUGACGGUGGCUCAAUGCUGGAGUUGAGUGUGUUCAAAGAGAUGAAAGAAGAAGUGAAUCGAGGGUUGGCAAAGACGAUUACUUUGCGAAAUGGAGACGAUAUCGAUCAAAUUGGCAUUCGGACUUUGAUGGUUCAUUCAACAGAGAUGAUGUUCUCGAUUGUUGAGGUACGACCUCUACGAGCACGUUAA
Messenger RNA from Anisakis simplex (herring worm), 213 nucleotides. The record is from the annotation of a GenBank genome assembly. NCBI's taxonomy places the organism in Eukaryota, Metazoa, Nematoda, Chromadorea, Rhabditida, Anisakidae.